This is a messenger RNA of Heteronotia binoei (common prickly gecko), 8709 nucleotides long. RefSeq names its product xin actin binding repeat containing 1 (gene XIRP1). Gene Ontology annotation, molecular function: actin filament binding. The coding region runs from base 1 to 7611 and encodes 2536 amino acids. Gene Ontology annotation, biological process: actin cytoskeleton organization; actin filament organization. The record is from RefSeq and is a predicted model, not a curated record. Gene Ontology annotation, cellular component: stress fiber; focal adhesion. The transcript has a single exon. Lineage: Eukaryota; Metazoa; Chordata; Lepidosauria; Squamata; Gekkonidae.
AUGGCUGAGGCUUCUGAGAACGGAAAGUCGGCUAAAGCAAAGAUCCAGAAGGUGGAGGCUGAGCUCCUGCCACCACCCCCUCCCCAGGAGUCUCUCGUAGACCCACCUCCUGUUCCUGGGAGCCAGGAUUCGAACCCACUGCCUCUCCCACCUCCCAAAGAAUCCUUCUCCAAGUUCUACCAGCAGCGUCAAGUCAAUGAGCUAAAGCGGCUCUACCGGCACAUGCAUCCUGAAUUACGGAAAAAUCUGGAAGAGGCCGUGUCGGAGGAUCUAGCCGAGAUGCUGAGCACCGAUGACCCUGCAGCGCAAGCCUCAAUGAAUUUGGAUCCGGUGCUUCCGGGUGAGGUUCAGUCCAUGCGCUGGAUCUUUGAGAACUGGACUUUGGACUCCAUCGGAGAACAUCAGGGUGCCAAGAGGCUCGCAGAGGAAGAAGCCAUCCCAAGUGGAGACGUGAAGAAUAGGUCCAUGAAGUUUGAAAGCCAGUCGUUUAACGGAGACAAGCUGACUGCCUCAGACAAUGCAUCCGAGAAAGAACAAGCCAAAGGGGACGUUCACACCGCUCGGUGGUUAUUUGAAACCCAGCCGCUGGACUCGUUGAACAGAAUGUAUUUGGAUGAGACUGAUAUGCAAGAGGCGGUACUCAAGGAACCUGUUCAGAAAGGGGACGUGAAAGGAGCCGCGCAGCUAUUUGAAACUCAUUCACUGGAUGCCUUGGGCCGCUGCAGCUCAGUAGAGGAGCAGAGUAUCCUGCAGCUCAGGUCCGAAAUCCAAGAGCUCAAAGGGGAUGUGGAAAAAACCAUCAAACUCUUCCAAACGGAGCCCCUCUGCGCCAUCAGAGACAAAACAGGCAACAUCCAUGAGAUCAAGUCAGUCUGCAGGGAAGAAAUACACAGCAAUGCUGUGAGGACUGCUCGUUGGCUGUUCGAAACGCAGCCCCUGGACACCAUCAACAAGGAUGUGUCCAAAGUGCAAGUCAUACGAGGGAUAUCGCUCGAGGAGGUCGCCAAGGGGAAUGUUAGCGGAGCCAAGUGGCUGUUUGAAACGCAGCCUCUUGACGCAAUCAGAGAAAUCACUGUCGAGGAGGCAGAUUUCAAGGCUUCCCCAGAUCUUGUCCAGGGGGCUGACGUUACUAAACAGUGCCUGCUUUUUGAGACUCAGCCUCUUGACACACUGAAAGGAGAAGUCACCGACAGCAUCCCAGCCAAAGAAGAAGUCGUCAGAGGAGACGUUAAAUCAACCCUCUGGCUGUUCGAGACCCAACCGAUGGAAACACUAAAGGAUAACUUUGAAGUUGGGCAAUUAAAGAAAGUGGAGCUUUCAGAAGAGGAGAAAGGUGCUGUGAAGCAAAGGAAGCACAUCUUCGAGACCUGUCCUUUGGGAAGCAUCUCCAAGGCACCUUCCGAAGACUUCUCCAUUACCAACAUAGAAGAGGUAGAGAAAGGUGAUGUGAAAGCUUUCAAGAGUCUUUUUGAGACCCUCCCUUUAGAUAGCAUCAGGCAAAUCAGCACCGAAGAGGUGGUCAAGGAAGCCGAGGAAGUACCACAUGGGAACGUCAAAGCCAAUCAGUUCCUGUUUGAGACAAUGCCCUUGUAUGCCAUCAAGGAUUCCUUUGGCAACUUCCAUGAGGUCACAUCCGUCAGCAGAGAAGAAGAAGUUAUAGGCGGAGACGUUAAGAACUACAAAUGGAAGUUCGAAACCAAGCCGUUGGACCAGUUUGAUGACAGCACCCAGAAAGUAGACAUAAUCAAGGGGAUCACAAAGCAGGAAGUGAUGGCUGGAGAUGUUAAGACGGCCAAGUGGCUAUUCGAAACACAACCCAUUGAUAUCAUCCACAGCCAAAUCAACCUAACAGACCAAAGUGCUUCUGGGAAAGAAGAAGAUUCCCAAGGAGGUGAUGUGAAGACCUGCAGGUGGUUGUUUGAGACCCAUCCAAUGGAUGCUCUAUACGAAAAGGCAGAGAAGAAGCAAGACAAAGAAGAACCUGUGCCACAAGGGGAUGUUAAAUCAUACACCUGGAUGUUUGAAACACAGCCCUUGGACUCCCUGAGAGGCCUGGAAGAACAAUAUUUGCAGGUCAGCAAAACUUUUUCCCAAGAUGAACUACAAGGGGUGGACGUGAAAACCGUUAGACACCUAUUUGAGAUGGAACCCUUAACUGACAGUGCCUCUGACAAAGUCAAUUCAAAGAAAAUAAUCAGGUGCUCCAGCCGCAUAGAGAUGCAAUCUGGAGAAGUGUCCCGGGUGAAAGAGUUCUUUGAAGCCAAGCCCUUAGAUUCAACCGGAAAAUCAAACACAGCCAUGAAAGAAAUCAAUAUCCCAGAAGAUGAGAACAUAGAGGCUGGGGCUGUACACAAGUUUACUUGGCUCUUUGAAAACUGCCCCAUGGAUACCUUGAAAAGCAGCGUGGAGGGCAUCCAAGAGGUACCUCCAGAAAAGGACAUUCGGAGUGGAGAUGUUGGAGGCAAGAGAUUCAUUUUUGAAACCUGCUCCCUAGGUCAGAUCCAUGACAGAGAGAAUGAGAUACAAAUCAAGAAAAUCCAGGAAGAGACCCUGAAGAAAGACACGGUCAAAUCCUGUACCAUGCUCUUCGAAACUCAGCCACUGUAUGCCAUCCAGGACAAAGAUGGAGGCUAUCAUGAAGUCACAUCUGUGAAGAAAGAAGAAAUCAUGAAAGGGGAUGUGAAGGGCGCCAGGUGGCAAUUUGAAACCAAACCCUUGGAUCAGAUCAAGCAAGAUGAAGAGGUGUUUGUGAUCAGGGCAGUGACCCAAGAGGACUUUAAGAAGGGUGACGUUCAAGCUGCCCGUUGGAGAUUUGAAACAGAGCCUCUAGACUCCAUUGCUGAAGAUAAGAGGCCCGUUCUAAGGACCAUUGAUGAUGUACAGAGAGGAGAUGUUCAAUCCAACAAACAACUUUUUGAGUCAGAGAAGUUCAGUCAAAAAAGGUAUGUUAGGAUGGUCAGUGUGAGUGACGUCCAGCAAGGAGAUGUCAGGACAUCUACUUGGCUUUUUGAGAACCAGCCUAUUGACUCCCUCAAAGGACAGCCUGAAAGCCCCUCCAGCCUCAACACUGUUCAGAGAAAGGACAUCCAGAAAGGGGACGUGAAACGCUGUACCUGGCUAUUUGAGACUCAACCCAUGGACAGUCUCAAAGACACCGAGGCUUCUUCUAGUGCCGAACCCCCAGAGAUGGUUCCCCAGGCUGAUGUCAAGAGCACCACGUGGUUGUUUGAGAGCACGCCACUGGAUAAACUCAGCACUUCUGAAUGUUGCACAGAAAUUGAAGUGAAAGAGAGAACCAUUACAGACACAUUGGAAGUUCUCUUCUCCCAUCAAGUCAUCCAGCAUGGUGGUAUUCUUAUUGAAGCCAAUGAUACUGAGAGUGUCAAGAUGGCAAAAUAUCAAUGCAGCAGUCAAGGAGCCCCAGAGAUUCAGAAGGAGGAAGUUGUGGAAGGCAAUCUAGAAAGGAUCUUGUUGCAACUUCUUCACAGGACCAAUGUGGAGGCCCAAGGGUUAUGGGUGAAAGAAGAGGAGAACAGGGCUAUCAAAAUCAGCCCAGUGCAGCUUUUAGACCCUAGCACAGCAGAGAAAAGCAAAGAGAACUGGAGGGAUGAUGUGGCAAAAGCUCUCCAAGGUCUUCUUAGUCAAGACGUGUCUGCCAAAAAAGGAAUAGUUGUGCAGGAGACAGGAACAGGAUCAGUGAAGAUCACCAUCUAUUCUCUCCUGCACUGCGUUGCUGGGCAAGAAGAACCAGUCAAGGGUGACGUGAAGUCCACCAUUGGGAACCUGCUGGCUUCAUCCCAAGAGCAAAAGGCAACAGCAACCAUCAGACGAGAGGACAAUGAGAGAGGCAACGUCCACCUGUACACCACCUGCAUCGAGAAGGGAGAUCUCGACUACCUAAAGAACCUCCAAAGGGAGUCAGAAAUAGAAUCCCUCGUUUCCACCCAAGCAAAAGAAGAACUGCUGAGAAAUCUGCAAGAAGUCACAGCGCAGGAGGAAAAAAUAGUGAAGACAACAGCAGAUGUGACAUUAGGGGAUAGCAGUGGGCCUAAGCAAGAGUUCUUGUGUGACAGCAAAGGAGGUACCUUAGAAAGGGAGGCAAUGCUUGUCGGUGAUCUAGACUGUACUUUGCGUUGUCUUAGGCAACCCCCAUCCUCAAUGAUAGAAAAUGUUAUUUCAGGAAAUGUGAAAUUGGCCACGAAUGGUAGUGACAGGGCAGUGAGAGAAGGGAAAACCCUGGGUGAUAGAAAGGAGGGAACAGGCUCCACCACAGUGGCAGUUCAGAAAGACGAGAUGGAUGGGGUUUUCCAAGUGACAGCACAGCCCAAACCUCAAGAUCUUGGGGGUGAUCUCCAAGCCGCAAUGCAGAGUCUCAGGCUAGCCACAGCAGAGGCCCAAAGCCUUCAGCACCAGGUCCACAGCAAGUUGCAAAAGACCACCGAGAGCAUCCAUCAUGUUGCUAAGCAACCCCAGGCAGCCACACCUCAGCGGGGAGAGGCCGUGCAGGCAACAGUCUACAACGAAGGCUGCGCAGCCGGCAAGCAGCAGCAUGCAAGCAACGUCACCAUCGUCCGAGUGCAAGAGACGUCCAAGUCCCAUGCCAGCGUGUCUCCAAAGAGCACGGCAUCACACACAAAGGUCAGUGCAUCCGAGGAAAUACAGGAAGGCAAAUUGCCCCCAGUAGACUGUCAGGAUGGCCCAGACGUACCUAGUGCCCAGAUUAGCAUUAAGGACGGCCUUUAUACUGCCCAGCCAGUGAAAACCUAUGUAAAUCCAUUCCUUGAGUCUGAUUACAAAGAGCACUCCGUUCCAGAAGAACGCGAGCAAGAUGCUAUAAUCAGAGGGGAUGUAAAGAUGGCUAUCCGAGCCCUGCAGAGUGCGGCGGCAGAACAGAGGCAAGUAGAAAAAGAGGACGUUGUCUGCGGCACCUUAAAAGCCGCGCUUGAGUCCCUGGAAAAGUCUAACGUUAAUGUCUCCAAAGGAGAUUUUAAAGCAGCCAUGAUAUACAGAAAUGCAGGGCAGCAGUAUUCCAUUCGUAAAAAUAAAAACGAGGCUCAGAUUCUUAGGGAGCAGGCAGCUGUAGCAGCUUCGGGCUCACAAGUUGUUAAUGACUUUCCUCCUCCUCCUUCUCCUCCUCCUCCUCCAGUUUCAGUAAAGACAACCGUGUGCCCUUCGACCAAUCUGAGAGAAGUUGAUGUUCUCGGCUGUCCGAUGACCAUGCAACCAUCUCUUCCUAAGACUCUUCCUCCUGCCCCUGUCAAACCAAGUGACCAGAGACCUUUAGAGAAACCACAGCUUCUCCCCAAACCAGAAGUUAUUCCCCCGCCCAGGAAGAAACCUCUCCCCCCUCCAAAACCAGAGUUCCUUUUGCAAGAAGCACUUUCCCACCCUGCCGGCAGUCACCGAAGCCAAUCGGGAAAGGCGGUCUCUCCGCCUUUCCCUCCCAAAACUUCAAGCAUGGGUGACCAGAACGUACAAGUAACCUCACCCACCAACCAAGCCCAGGCAUCUUCUGGGGCUCACACACUAGACCAAUCUGCACCUAAACAAGUUUCAACUGACUGUCUUCUGCCUCCAUCACCUGGGGCAACUGCUGUCAAGAAAAGGCAUUUUGAGGGAAAAGCGAUAAAGGAUAUUAUCAAGACGCCUCUGCAGGUAGCAGAAGAAAAGUAUAAGUCAAGGAAAGAAGAGCAGAAGAAACUGGAAGGGGCUGAACUUAAACCUUCAUCCCAGACAACUGAAAAUGGAUUGGCUAACUGUGAACGACGGGACAGCCAUCCAACGAAAGAAAUUCAAGGAUUCUUGGGGCCCUGCCAACCAGAAAAUGUAUGGCCAUUCCCUGCUGGGCAAGAGGGUGUCUUGUCUUUUGAAGGCCCAAUAGGCCCUGUUAACGUGGAAGGUCAGAAGAGGCCCUAUCUUUCUGCCAAGUGUCAUGCCAAUGUUCUGAGGAAGGGAACUAUCACGACGCAUGCCUCAUCGUCAAGGAUAGAAAGUACAUCCACGUGUGAAGCUUGUGGAUCGGGGGAUAGCCAGAAAACAAGUCCAAGGACCGAAGAAACAAGUUCAGAAGCUGCUGUUUCUGCUUCUCUGUCUUUACCAUCAAAGCAGAUCUUGAAAGGGUAUCCGUGCUUGAACAGCAGGGAGUUUGGAGAUCUAUCCUCAAACACAGUCCAACAUGCAGAGAUGGAAAAGCCGGAGGUGGUCAUGAGGGAAAAAGUUUGCCGAGAAACGGAAGAAGAACUUCGCAAGAGGCUGUCUGUCCACAAGGAAGAAAUCAUGAAAGGCAACGUCAGAGAGGCCAUGGAAAUAUUUGAAAACCUGAGAAAGCAGGAAGAGCUCCAGGAAAUUUUAACCCGCGUGAAGGAAUUUGAGGACGAGACCUCUAAAGUAGAUGUGAAAGCAUUAAAAAGCUUCUUCGAGAACGUCCCUGAGUGGGUGGUGCAUCAUCAGGCUCACCAAACAAAGUCACCCAAGAUGGACAAAGCUGAGCAGAUAAAGGAAGUGAAGGAAGACACUGACAGCAUUUCUUCUGUGGAGCUGGCCUUUGAAGAUCUGGAGAGGGCGAGCGCCGAGAUCAUUCACUUGAAGGAGCAGACACUAAGCAGGCUGCUUGAUAUCGAAGAGGCCAUCCGGAAAGCUUUGUAUUCCAUUUCUAACCUCAAAUCUGAAUCAGACAUUGCUGGGCUCUCAGGAUUGCUCCAGGAGUCUCUUGGGAACUCACAAAGCCUGGCGGCUGGCAACAAUAUCCGCAAGAUCAGCAUCGUCUCCAGCAAAGCCAGGCAAGAGAGAGGGAUCCAGAACUCAUCCUGGGGGCUUGAAAAGAUGGCAGAAAAGACCGAGAUACCCAAGACAGAGCUAGAGGUUCCCUUGAUCAUUCAGCCCCGAGCAAAUUCUCCUUCUUCUCCUUCCUACAUCUCCAUCCAGUCUGCUGCAAGGAAGCCUGCAGAGUCGCCCAAGAUGGUACACUCCUCUGCAUCAAAUCUAACCGACACAGCUGCAGAAAGGGAACUGUCCACUCAAGGUAUUUUUAGCUCGCUGCCGCGCAAGUCAGUGAGGUCCGACGGAUGCAACUUGGCUUCUUGUGAAGGUGAACAAGAGCGCAUCCAGAUGAGUAAAGGAGCGGGUUUGGUUAAACAACAACAUCUCAGUAGUUCAGAACAUCUCCAGCAUCCAAUUAACAACUGUGACAAAGAAUGGGACUCGUCUCAAAGUCUGAUCAAAGGAGGAGUAGCCGACUACCCUUCCAAAGCUUCCCUGAGUGCAUUAAGCCCAUCAAACCCACGAAGACAGAAAAGUAUACUAGAACUUCAGACGAGUCAUGAUGGGUCCAAGCUCUAUGGGGCCACCAGAACUGUCAUGGAGGAGUAUGAGGAGGUAGAUGAGUUUGGAAACAAAAUAAUCACGUCCUCUACAACGGUCACCAAACAAUCGGAGACUCAGACCUCCUCCACGUGCGACAUGGUUUCCUGUCCUACCAGAUACGAGGUGACAGCUUCUCCAGUCCUUCGGAAAUAUCUCAACAGCCCAGAUGGCUUCCCCACAAACAGUGGGAGCCAGGAAACAGGAGUGGUCUAUGUCACUUUUGGCAAUUCAAAACCAGCUAAGAAAUAAUAAGAUGAUUUCAUGGGAAAACAAACUACAAGCUGUGAUCCACAAACAUUAACUCGUAGGACUAGGACUGCAAGGCUCAGUUUUAAGCCAACAGUUUAACAGUAUUUAUUUGACUUAAAAUUAGAUUGUUGAAAACAGAGCAAUUCAAGGACUGGGCAGCCUGUUCAUGAAGAGCUUUGUAGAAACUUUCAGAAUACAGUCUUACAGCUCGUGCACGAGUCAAGCCAUACAUUCAGAAUCAGUUCUUGAAGAAAUGGCUACCGACUUGCUAUCACAAAGAUCUAUAGGGCCUGGAAUCCAGAAGAAAGAAAAUGAGCAUAGCACAAACAAACAUGUGUGGAGUGGGCGAGGACUCCUUUGAAGAAUUUCCUGUUUUCAUGACUUUGCAUUAUAUAACCAAGGAUUGCCGAUUGUACGAUACCAAGAUCCAGAGCUUGUUUCCCACAAUCAACAGUGAGAUUCUCAAAACAGGCCAAGGGACUCAAUUAAAGAAUUAAUGAGCCAAUAAUUUUUGGGAAAGCACUCUUUUACUCUCCUUUUUUCCCCUUUCUGCUAUCAAAACCAACCUUCUCUCCUGCCACUUUUUCUUCUCUCUCACCUUCAUAAUCACCCAAACAGACAUACGUCUUCCUUUCCUGCAUAGGGUUGAAGUCAUUUCUUUUUUCACUACCAGACCACUUCCAUUGGGAAAAACAUAUAUGCAGCACUAUUUAUAUUUAGCCAGCGCUGAAUGCUAUGGGAAAGUACAUAAAAAUCAGAAUUUUAACCAUUUCUGACAUUAUCCUUGUCCCUAAGGAGAAAGUGAAUCACAUUAUCGUAGCUUAGACUGAGAUGGAUUUUAGACAAACGUAUAGUUAUUGCUUUUCUCUUUUUAUUUUAGAUUUGUAAUUUAUUGUUCCUUGUUAACAAGUCUUUACUUUUAGACUCUGCUUUCUUACAUGUUCAGUUUUUAAAUCAUUGAUGAAAGUGUAAAGCAAUUUUAUUAUGGGCUUCCUUUUGUACAUUCACAAGACUUUUGUGGGUUUUUCUUUUCUUUUUUUAAUUUGCAUUCUGAUGGUAAAUUUGACUUUUGAAAAAAUAUAUUUGAUCUCCAUUUGG